AUGCAAGCCCCGCUGUCUGCGAAGCCCACAGGGUGCGCACCGGAGCCCGGGUUUCCCGGGUGGAGGAGGCGGUGCAGGCGGCGGUGGGAGCGGCGGGCCACGCACGGCGGCGGCGGGAGCGGCCAGGCACGCACGGCGACGGCGGCGGCGGGAGCCCUGGCCACGCACGGCGGUGGAAUCUGGAUCCCGGCCACGCGCGGCGGCGGCGGCGGCGGCGGCGGCGGGAGCCGGAGCCGGGCGCGCACUGCGGCGGCGGCGGCGGCGGCGGCGGCGGCGGCGGCGGUGGCGGCUGCAGGAGCGGCUGGAGCUGUGGCGGCGGCGGAUGGCCCAGAGCUGAUCUAUGCGGCGCUUGGAGGGGCUGUGUCUGCGGCGGCGGCGGCGGCGGCGGGGCCCUGCCCGCGAGCGGAGCGGGGACAAGAUGAAGUACCAGAAAUACCUGACGGUGCUGCAGAUGGCUAUCGGUGUCACCCCCUCCAACCGUGGCAGCCUCCUGCCGCUCAAGAGGAAGCUGUGAUAGUAUUCUCAUUUUGUCAAUGUCAUCAUAAUUGCACAUGAAGAAUUUGAGAUAUAAGGCAUUGUUACAUGACGAGAAGAUAGGAA
Molecule: messenger RNA, 600 nt
Organism: Sciurus carolinensis (gray squirrel)
Lineage: Eukaryota; Metazoa; Chordata; Mammalia; Rodentia; Sciuridae
Product: circumsporozoite protein-like
Exons: 2
Coding region: 1-555 (184 amino acids)
Source: RefSeq, a predicted model, not a curated record